This is a messenger RNA of Symbiodinium sp. CCMP2592, 837 nucleotides long. Lineage: Eukaryota; Dinophyceae; Suessiales; Symbiodiniaceae. The record is from the annotation of a GenBank genome assembly.
AUGACUGCUGAGCCGAAGGAGAGCACAGAGAGCAAGGAAUGGGGAGACAAGGCAGCAGAGGGCUCUUCGUCCUGGGAGGAGAGUCGAAACUCUAGGUACAGCCGCAAGAGCUGGCGAGACUCAGAUGGCUGGGAGGACCAUCGUCAUAAGGACGACAGUGCCAACUCCUGGGACAACUGGGACUAUGGCUGGAGGAAAGGAGCACGUGGCUCCCGACGUUCGCAGCGACAGGCAGACUCCUGGAACGACGAUUGGUCGCGCUGGCAUCGUGAGGAGCGCUCAGAGCCUGCGCCGGCUUUGCAGGAGGAGACGCCUACAGCUGCCACUCCAGAGGAGCCGCAAGCAGAAGGUAGUACCACUGCCAGCAGCAGUUCAGACAGCCCAGGCGCGCAAGCCGUUCCGGGCGACUCAGGCUACACGACCGUGAUGCUGCGGAACAUCCCGAACAAGUACACCAGGGAAAUGCUCGUGAAGCAACUCAACCAGGAUUUCAAAUCACGAUUUGACUUCGUUUAUUUGCCCAUUGAUUUUAAGAACAAGUGCAACGUGGGCUAUGGAUUCAUCAAUUUCCGUACAUCCGCAGCCUGCGACGAAUUCAUCGCGAAGUACGAUGGUGUCGAUGUUCGCAAGUGCCUUCCUGGGCUGAACUCCAAAAAGGUCGCUGGCGUGACGCCUGCGCGCGUUCAGGGCCUCGAGGAGAAUGUCCGGCGCCUGCGAACAGGACCCGUCAUGAAUGAGCUCGUCAACCAUCCAGAAUGGAUGCCUCUGCUGCUGGAUGAGAACGGAGAGGCGGCCUUUGGGGAGCAGACAAUCUGCAUCUCAGAUGCUCCUACGUAA